AAGCACCAAACUCCAACUUCUUGUAAUUGGAUUCUAUAACUUUCACUUCUAAAACCACACUCAUUCCAAAAAAACACACUCUCUUCCCCAUAAUGCUUUUACAUUUUCUCCCUCUCUUUCUCCUACUAACAUGCACUGCCCCCCACCAUAUCUCCACCACCAACCACCACCAAUCACCACCACCACCACCACCACCACUCACCAUGGACCCAACUGAGCUACAAACCCUUUACACCAUCAUGGAAACCCUCUCUUCUGACCACCAAUGGAGGAUCACCUACCCAAACCCAUGUACACCUUCCACUUCUUGGGUUGGAAUUGAAUGCAAACCAAGUGUUAGAACCACAAACCCUAACAUUCUUCAUGUCACAAGGCUUGACUUUGGCACCCCACCAAACCCUAAUUGCAAGAACACUGCUACAUUCCCUCCAGAGAUCUUUCAACUUCCUUACCUUCAAUCUGUCUUCUUCUUUAGAUGUUUUACCAAAACUAAAACAACUAUUUCCACGUCGAAAACAUCGAAAACCAGCUUUAGAUCCUCUUCUUUGCAACAACUAAGUUUUAGAUCAAACCCUACUCUUGUUGGCUCAAUACCUUCUCAACUCUUCUCUCAUGUGUCUUCACUUCAGAUUCUUACGUUAACUCAAAGCAAGAUCUCCGGCAGUAUCCCACCGGAGAUCUCGGAGUUAACCUCACUUGUUCAUCUUGACUUAAGCUAUAAUAAGCUUACCGGAGCCAUACCUGUCCAACUGUGGAGCCUCAAGAACCUAGUGGGACUUGAUCUGAGCUAUAACUCGCUCACGGGUCAAGUCCCGGACACAAUUGGGCAACUGGGUAUGCUUCAAAAGCUAGACUUGAGCUCGAACAUGCUCACCGGAAGUGUUCCAACCGGCAUUGGGGAAUUGAGUUCGUUAAUGUUCUUGGCUCUUAGUAACAAUGGGUUUCAUGGGAAACUGCCGGUUGAGUUGGAAAACUUGAAGGGGUUAGAGUAUUUGAUCAUGGAAAAUAAUCCAAUGUCUAUUGAGCUACCGAUGUUGUUCGGUCGGUUUCCAAAGCUGCAAGAGCUCAGGCUGGCUAACUCCGACUACUCGGGUGAAAUUCCGGAUAGUUUUUCUUACCUUUGGAACUUAACUACAUUAUCUUUGCAAAACAACCGAUUAACCGGAAACAUCCCGGUGGGUAUUGCAAAUCUUUCGCAUAUUUAUCAUUUGAAUUUGAGCAAGAACUUGUUGAGUGGAGAGGUGCCAUUUGGUUCGAGUUUCUUGAAGAGACUGGGGAAGAAUUUGGAUUUAAGUGAGAAUAAUGAGCUUUGUUUGGAUCCAAUGCAAGGGAAUGCUUGUGCAAGGCUUGGAGUUGUGGUGUGUAAUAGAAGCAACGCACGUGUGGAUAGGGUGAAACCAUUGAAGACAUCUGAAGGUCGAGUAGUUAGGAUCAGUAGGCCAGCUUUAUUCAUUGUGUUUUUUGUUUUAGGUGUGUUGGAAUUUAAACGUUGAUAUUUCUUUUUAUCAAUCAAUCCAUCAUUUAUUUAUAUACAAUUUUUGUUUU
Helianthus annuus (common sunflower) is the source of this 1545-nucleotide messenger RNA. Its product is annotated as receptor like protein 29. The transcript has a single exon. Gene Ontology annotation, biological process: hormone-mediated signaling pathway. Gene Ontology annotation, molecular function: protein binding. Bases 93 to 1493 code for a protein of 466 amino acids. Gene Ontology annotation, cellular component: plasma membrane. Lineage: Eukaryota; Viridiplantae; Streptophyta; Magnoliopsida; Asterales; Asteraceae. The record is from RefSeq and is a predicted model, not a curated record.